CCCUCGGCCAUAUGGGCCCCGCAUCGAUUCGCCACGCCAGGUGGUGCGCGGCGCGGUGCUCAGCCUAGCAAGUAGUGAAGAGAGAAGUCGGUGAAGGAAAGUCAAAGAAGCGGUUCGACCAACAACCCGGAAUGGCUAGCUGCGUCCCAGGAGCCGAUCUAGAGUCGACAGAGGAUUCUCUGCACCGGUGCUACGACAAUUACGUGAUCGUCGACAUUGGUGCCAAUUUGACCAACAAGAAGUACUCUCGAGACCUAGAUUCGGUCAUUCAGAGGGCCAAAGAUGCUGGGGUCCAGAAAAUAAUGGUGACUGGGACGUCUCUUAAAAUCAGCCGGGAAGCUUUGAGGCUGACUCGAAUCUAUCCUGGCUCUUUGUAUUCGACUGCUGGAAUACACCCACACGAUGCGAAAUCUUGGGAAGAGGGCUACUUAGACGAGCUGAAAGAAAUCGCGCAGAGCUCAGAAUGUGUUGCCAUCGGCGAGUGUGGUUUAGACUACAACCGAAAUUUUUCGACUAUCGAGGAGCAGCGAGAGGUGUUUGAAAAGCAGGUAAUUUUGGCUUGCGAACUGAGAAAGCCAUUGUUCCUGCACGAGCGCGACGCCCAUGAGGACAUGCUCGAAAUCCUCGAUAAGCACCGCGAACGACUUCCGGCAGCUGUUGUCCACUGCUUCACUGGCACGGUGGAGCAGGCCAACCACUACCUGGAGAGGGGCAUGUACCUUGGAUUAACAGGGUAUUUGUGCAAAGAUAAGUCGGACAACGGCGUGCGCAAAAUGCUGGAAGACGGCACCCUGCCGCUGGACAAACUGCUAGUAGAGACUGACGCCCCCUUUAUGUACCCGAACACGAGAGCCUCCAAACUUCCAACGCAUGUCAAAGAAGCCUUAACGGAACGAUCUUUGACUUUCCUUCACCGAUACUGCACCUUCCAACGCAACGAACCCUGCUCGCUGCCGGCAAUCGUGGAAAUGAUUGCCGCGUUUAUGAAGAAGCCAGUCGAGGAGGUAGCUCUGGCGACUGCGUUCAACGCGUUGAAGCUGUUUGGCCUUACGCAAUGAUCUUGCCAUGCUGAACAAGAUUCAAGUAAAUAUAUCAUGACAAUCGUGAUGCAACAGAGGCAUCGACUGCGCCUUGAAAUGAAUACUAUUUAAGUAAGAAGGAUUUUUGCAGCUUUUGUUAUUAACCCACAGUGUAGUCGGAAAACUGUGAGCAGCCAUAAAUAUAUGCUUAUUAUUUGUAAAUAGUAAAAAGCAGUCCAUAUAUUUAUAAUUAUUAUACGUGUUAGGAAAUUAUAUUGUUUAUUUUAAUGCUGAACUUUACUAUUUUAUGUUGAUGGAAGUGAUGACAAUAUAUGCCAAACUUUAAAUAUGGCACAAUAACACAGUCUUUUUGUAUUUAAUUGUCUGCAUUCUGCAAAGGUUCUAAAUAAAAUGUGAUCAUUUUAAUGAUA
Molecule: messenger RNA, 1450 nt
Organism: Cloeon dipterum
Lineage: Eukaryota; Metazoa; Arthropoda; Insecta; Ephemeroptera; Baetidae
Product: 3'-5' ssDNA/RNA exonuclease TatD
Exons: 7
Coding region: 132-1058 (308 amino acids)
Cellular component (GO): cytosol
Molecular function (GO): single-stranded DNA 3'-5' DNA exonuclease activity
Source: RefSeq, a predicted model, not a curated record